AUGCCGGAACAUUACCCAGUUAUAUUUGGAUACGUGUUCUGUAUAACUGGAGAGCAAUUCCCUAGUUCACGUCGUUUGCUGAUGCCAAAAAUAUCCAAAGAAGAGUCUCCCACCAUUUUAGCAGCUUCAAGCAUCCAUCAUCAAGCAGAGAGCACACGGGGCGCGGUGUGCGGCGACCCUGAUGACCUUGUUGUACACUGCACUUUGGCAGCUGGGCAGCUGAACAGGAGACAGCCUGUGGUUCCUCACUCACUUCUGGUAGAGAGGAAACAGUCACAUAAACUGAUACCUCUGCAAGAGCUGCCAAAAAAGGCAGGAAAUCAAACUGUUGGACCUAUUGGAAUAUUCCGUUUUGCUGAUAGUCUGGACAUUGCACUCACGACAUUGGGGAUACUAACUCCUUUAAUGUCUCUGGUUUUAGAAGAAAUAAGUGAUCAUUUUAUUAAUGGAUGCCUACUCCAAACUAACAGAACAAACUAUCAGAACUUCUCUCAGUCUCAAGAGAAGGUGAAUGAAGAUAUCAUUAUAAAAGUGGUCAUCUCAUUGACCAGUAAGGAAGUUGAUGCCUAUUCCAAAGUUGGGGCUGUAGCUGAAGAAGUCUUGUCAUCAAUCCGAACAGUCACAGCCUUUGGAGCCCAAGAGAAAGAAACCCAAAGGCAUACACAGAAUCUAAAAGACGCAAGGCAUGCUGGCAUAAAGAAGGCUGUAGUUUCCAAACUCUCUCUUGGCGCCAUCUCCUUUUUCAUGAAUGGAGCCUAUGGAUUGGCUUUUUUCCAUACCUCCUUAAUUUUCAGUGCAGAGCCUGGCUACACCAUCGGAACUAUUCUUGCUGUUUCCUUCACUGUGAUCCAUAGUAAUUAUUGCAUUGGAUCUGCAGCCCCUCACUUGGAAACCUUCGCCAUAACACGGAGAGCUGCUACAAUUCUCCCACACCAAGCUGCCUUUAAUAUUUUUCAGGUUAUUGAUAAGAAACUCAAUAUAGAUAACUUCUCAACAACUGGAUAUAAGCCUGAAUGUGUACAAGGAAACAUAGCAUUUGAAAAUGUUUCUUUCAGCUAUCCAUCAAGACCGUCUGUCCAAAUUCUCAAAGGUCUCAAUCUCAAGAUUAAUUCUGGAGAGACAGUAGCUUUGGUUGGUCCCAGUGGCAGUGGCAAGAACACAACAGUCCAGCUUCUGCAAGGCCAUACGACCCAAAGAAGGCUGCGUAAACCGGGAGAUGGCUCGAUCACAGUGGACAAGAACGACAUCCAAGAUCAAAACGUGAGGCAUUACUGAGAGUACAUUGGAGUGGUCAGCCAAGAGCCCGUUUUGUUUGGGAAUAUUGGUAACAAUAUUAAGUUUGGGCGUGAAAGCGUUAGUGAAGAAGAGAUGGAGCAGGCAGCAAAGGAGGCGAAUGCCUACGACUUCAUAAUGGCCUUUCCUAAGAAAUUUAACACACUAGUGGGGCUCAAGCAAGGAGCUCAAAUUAAGCAAGGAGCUCAAAUGAGUGGAAGAGAGAAACAGAGAAUCACCAUUGCUCAAACGUUAGUUUGAAACCCCAAAAUUCUGAUCUUAGACAAGGCUACAUCUGCCCUUGAUGCAGAAAGUGAGUCAGUUGCUCAAACUGUACUGGAGAAGGAUAUUAAAGAAGCUGAUGAACAAAUGGAGGUAACGACAUGUUCCACUGAGGAAAAAAAAAGCUCUGUUUCUCUGUGUGAUGUGAGCAUCUCCAAGUCCCUCUGUGCUGACCAGUCUGAGGAAGUCAUCCUCCGUCAAAAGACAAUUCUUCCUGAAGUUUCACUAUUAAAAAUACUUAAAUUAAACAAGUCUGAAUGGUCCUCUGUUGUUCCAGGCACACUGACUAAUGUCCUAAAUGGAUCUGUUAACGCAACGUUUUCUAUCAUCUUUACAAAAUUAGUCGCUAUGUGUGAAAAUGACGGUAAAACCACAUUAAAACAUGACACGGAACUCUACUCCAUGCUCUUAGUCAUCUUGGGCUCUGCUGCUCUUGUUGCGUACCUGAUGCGGGGGUUGUUUAAUGGACAAGCAGAGGAAAAUUUAGCCAUGAGAUUAAGACACUUGGCUUUCAAAGCCUUGCUGUAUCAGGAUAUGGCCUGGUGUGAUCGUGAAAACAACGGAGCCUUGACCACAACAUUAGCCGUGGAUUUAGCACAGAUUCAGGGGGCAGCAACUUCGAGACUUGGUAUCAUAACCCAAGAUGUGACCAGCAUGGUGCUGUCUGUUCUUCUCUCCUUCAUACAUGGGUGGGAGAUGACUCUCCUGAUUUUCAGCUUCGCACCUGUCCUCAUAGUGACGGGGAUGAUUGAGACUGAGGCAGUGGCUGGAUUUGCCAGCAGGGAUAAGCAAGAACUCAAGCGUGCUGGUAAGAUUUCAACAGAAGCUGUGGAGAACAUUGUACUGUCAUUAACACGAGAAAAUGCCUUUGAUCAAAUGUACGAGGAGAUGCUUCAGACCCGACACAGAAAUGCCUUGAAGACCGCACACAUCACUGGAAGCUGUUAUGCGGUCGGCCACGCUUUUGUGUAUUUUCCCCAUGCAGCAGGAUUUCAAUUUGGAGCCUAUUUGAUUCAAGCUGGACGGAUGACACCGGAAGGCAUGUUCACAUGAGUUGUAGUUCUUACUGCCUUUGCUUAUGGUGCUAUAGCCAUUGGAGAAACACUUGUUUAGACUCCAGAAUAUUCCAAAGCCAAAGUUGGAGCUGCACAUCUGUUUUCUUUGCUGAAAAAGAAACCAACUAUAGACAGCUGCAGUCAAAGUGGGGAAAAACUAGUAAGCGCAACUAGAGUUUACACGUUCACUUUCUUAGUAUGAGUAUUGGCUUCGUGAAUGCUAAGCACUAAGAAAGGGAAGACUGUGGCAUUUGUUGCGAGCAGCGGCUGUGGAAAAAGCGCUUGUGUUCAGCUACUGCAGAGAUUUUAUGACCCCAUGAAAGGACAAGUGCUGCUUGAUGGUGUUGAUGUAUGGGAACUGAACAUGCAGUGGCUGCGUUCCCAGACAGCCGUCGUCUCCCAGGAGACUGUGCUCUUCAAGUGCAGCAUCGCUGAGAACAUCGCCGACAGUGAUAGCAGCCACAUGGUGCCCUUAGAGGAGAUCAAAGAGGUCGCAGAUACAGCCAACAUCCAUUCUUUCAUAGAAGGCCUCCCCAGGAAAUACAACUCUCAAGUUGGACUGAGAGGAGUGCAGAUUUCCUGUGGCCGGAAACAAAGACUUGCUAUUGCAAGGGCUCUUCUCCGAAACCCAAAAAUUUUACUGCUGGAUGAAGCCACUUCAACCCUUGACAAUGAGAGCGAGAAGGUGGUUCAGCAUGCCCUUGAAAAAGCCCAGAGAGGGAGGACCUGCCUCGUGGUGGCUCACAGAUCACUCUCCACAGUACAAAAUGCAGAUCUGAUAGAAGUUCUACAAAAUGGAAAAAUCAAAGAGCAGGGAAUGCAUCAGGAACUCCUGAGAAACAGAGACACAUACUUUGGAUUAGCAGCUGCACAGUUCGCAGCGGUUCACCCGCAGGGCACAAAAGAGCAGCUAGGCAGAGCUGAGUGGGGAGAGCUAAAUUCUGCUAACCCAGUCAGGGUGCAGCAGCAGGCCUGCGUGCAGGGCAGUGCUCUACGUGGGACAGCGGCACAAGGGCGCGCUCAGGGGUCCGGGCAGGGCGCCUUGCCCGACCUUCAGCUUCUCCCUCCUCGCAGCUUCAGCUCAAGCCGGUUGAGCUUUGCGCUUUCCACGGUCGCAGAGGCCGAGGGCGGGUCUAUCAGAUACCCGGUUCACCCCAUUUCAACUCCAGAGGUUUCUGCCCCCUCGUAG
Molecule: messenger RNA, 3798 nt
Organism: Myodes glareolus (Bank vole)
Lineage: Eukaryota; Metazoa; Chordata; Mammalia; Rodentia; Cricetidae
Source: RefSeq, a predicted model, not a curated record